Messenger RNA from Lepus europaeus (European hare), 3230 nucleotides. RefSeq names its product ankyrin repeat domain 6 (gene ANKRD6). NCBI's taxonomy places the organism in Eukaryota, Metazoa, Chordata, Mammalia, Lagomorpha, Leporidae. The record is from RefSeq and is a predicted model, not a curated record. Gene Ontology annotation, cellular component: cytoplasm; nucleus. Bases 187 to 2346 code for a protein of 719 amino acids. Gene Ontology annotation, molecular function: protein binding. The transcript has 16 exons.
GGUUCCUGCGGCGCGGACGACCGGCGCGGGAAAGAAAGGUUCUGAAGAUGGCCUAGCAAUAAAGGCACCAUCCAAGGAUUGUGAACACCCUCACCCGUGGGUGCAAGCCCGGGCCGGUGGCUUCGUGUUGAGCUAGAGGAACACCGCGUCUACCGCCUUCCCGACAACCUCUCCCUCUCCUAAUUCAUGAGCCAGCAAGAUGCGGUCGCUGUGCUGUCAGAACGCCUUCUCAUAGCUGCAUACAAAGGCCAAGCAGAGAAUGUGGUUCAGCUCAUCAACAAGGGGGCCAAGGUAGCAGUUACCAAGCAUGGCCGGACCCCUCUGCACCUUGCUGCCAAUAAGGGCCAUCUCUCUGUGGUCCAGAUCUUGCUGAAGGCUGGCUGUGACCUCGAUGUCCAGGAUGAUGGGGACCAGACCGCCUUGCACCGGGCCACAGUGGUGGGGAACACGGAGAUCAUCGCGGCGCUCAUCCAGGAGGGCUGUGCCCUGGACAGGCAGGACAAGGACGGGAACACGGCCCUGCACGAAGCGUCCUGGCAUGGUUUCAGCCAGUCUGCCAAGCUGCUCAUUCAAGCAGGAGCCAACGUACUGGCCAAGAACAAGGCGGGGAACACGGCGCUGCACCUGGCCUGCCAGAACUGCCACUGCCAGAGCACACGCGUCCUCCUGCUGGGCGGCUCCCGCGCCGACCUCAAGAACAACGCAGGCGACACCUGUUUGCACGUUGCGGCGCGCUACAAUCACUUGUCCAUCAUUCGGCUCCUCCUCAGUGCUUUCUGCUCUGUCCAUGAAAAGAACCAGGCUGGAGACACAGCGCUUCACAUUGCUGCAGCCCUGAAUCACAAGAAGGUGGUUAAAAUCUUACUGGAAGCUGGAGCAGAUGGGACCAUUGUUAACAACGCAGGCCAGACUCCGCUGGAGACUGCCCGCUACCACAAUAAUCCGGAAGUUGCUCUUCUCCUCACUAAGGCUCCCCAGGUCUUGCGCUUCAGUCGUGGGCGAAGCCUGCGGAAAAAGAGAGAAAGGCUCAAGGAAGAGAGGAGAGCCCAGUCUGUGCCAAGAGACGAGGUGGCACAAAGCAAGGGAAGUGUCUCUGUUGGAGACACCCCCAGCAGCGAUCAGGCUGCGCUGAAACAAGAGGAACCCAGAGAAGAUGUCCUGUCUGCCUCCCCGGAACCCAGGGCCAAGGACAACAACCAGAGGAGAAAGUCUAGGCCCAAGGUGUCUGCGUACUCUGACCCCACCCCACCGGCAGACCAGCAGCCUGGACACCAGAAGAGCUCACAUGCUCAUGCUCAUAAUCACGCUAAGAAGAGGAGCCGGCACCGCUGUUCCUCCCCGCCCCCGCCCCAUGAGUUCAGAGCAUACCAGCUGUACACGCUGUACCGGGGCAAGGAUGGGAAAGUGAUGCAGGCACCACUCAAUGGUUGUCGGUGUGAACCUCUGAUCAACAAGCUGGAGAAUCAGCUGGAAGCCACCGUGGAGGAGAUCAAGGCAGAGCUGGGAUCGGUGCAGGAUAAAAUGAACACGAAGCUGGGGCACAUGGAGAGCAAGACCCAGCACCAGAUGCGCGUUUUGGACAAGCUCAUGCUUGAGCGACUCUCGGCAGAGAGAACGGAGUGCCUGAACCGCCUGCAGCAGCACGUGGACACAGAGAAGCACGAGGGAGAGAAGCGACAGAUCUCCUUAGUGGAUGAAUUGAAAACCUGGUGCAUGUUAAAGAUUCAGAAUCUGGAGCUGAAGCUUUCUGGAGAUUCCAGAGCCUGCAGGGCUAAGUCCACACCAUCGACUUGCGAGUCCUCCACAGGUGUGGAGCCAUCAGUGGUGACAGCGGGUCCAGUAGCGGCUUCUGACACUUCCUCUCAGGUAGUUAGGCCCAAGGAAAAGGCCCUGCACUCUGGUGCCACCCACAGACUGCAGCAGGAGCCGUCUUCCUCUGACUGUACAGGCGCCCGUCUGAGGAACGUCAAAGUUCAGGCAGCCUUGCUGCCCUUGAACGAAGCAGCCAAAGGUGACCAGCAGGCCGGGCCCUGUGUCAAUAGAGGCACCCAAACCAAGAAGUCUGGAAAAAGCGGGCAGGCGAGGCAUCGGGCCCAGCAGCCAGCAGCAGGUGGCGAGCAGCCCACCCCUCACACCCGAGACACCUCCCAGGCCCUGGAGCUCACCCAGUACUUUUUUGAGGCCGUUUCUACCCAGAUGGAGAAGUGGUAUGAAAGGAAGAUAGAGGAAGCACGGAGCCAGGCCAAUCAGAAAGCCCAGCAAGACAAGGCCACGCUGAAGGAACACAUCAAAAGCCUGGAGGAAGAACUUUCCAAACUCAGGACUAAGGUACAGAAGGAAAAUUAGGGCCCGGAAAGUGGAGCGAGUUCCAGUUUUGCAACUGCAGAGUCGCUGUGCUUAAGGAGUCAAUGACUGUACACGCAGCAGACUUGCCUAUCAAAAAGCCACUAGUGUCUCAGAUGGGCCAGACAACAUGCUUCCCAUGCCUUGAAGUUAUGAAGACUUCGACAGUUCAGCUGAAACCAGGGGAAGCUUGCUUAGGGUCAGGUUUCAUUACGAACCUGAAACCUCAUUCCAGGUUCACCUGAAGUCCAGAAGCUCAGAUUAAGCAAGCCACGCUAAGAAACUGAAUGAUGUCUAAGCCUAAACCCCAAACUUCCGGAUAUAUGAAAUAAUGCAAGGGAAAAGCAAGAAAAACACUAAUCCCCUGUGAACUGAAGUUGUCAUUCAUGUAAAUUUAAACAUACCUGCUGUGCCUAGAUGAGAGUAUUGUUCUGGGAGGGAGCUGUAACCCUGAGAUGUGCUAAGCUAAUCUCUUGUUCUCAAAUCCAUAAUUUUUAGACUUUUGACAUUUUAGCCAGGUAGAAAUUUAUCAGACAUAUUUUGAGGGGAAAAAGAUUUUCACAAUGUCAUAAGACCCAGUAUACCUUAAGAUAAAUUUUUUUGAAAAAAAAAAUGAGUGAUUGGAUAAGCACUAAAAAUGUUAAUAAUGAGCUCACGUGAGAACAGUUUCUGUAUUUUUCAACCAAAAAAAUCCUUAAGCAUAGUGAUUUUAAAACACAUGAACAGAAAAACAGAAAAAGCAUUCGCGUAGCCAUGACCUGAAACUUCUAUAACCUACCCAUAAUCAAGCUGUUAUCUUAAAGGAGCUUUCUGAUUUUCAGAUUAUGAAUCUAUAUUUUAUAAAGCAGUAAGGCUAUUUCCUCAAAGUGUUUCAUUCUAAAUUACCA